CCGUUGCUUCAAGCCGAGGGGCGAGGGGUGGGGGCUCGGAAAACCUACGUGUCCGUGAGAAUCAAAUGAGCAAAGCCCCCAGAAUGCAACGAGUUCUACACAGAAUGUUAAAAGGGAAGGAAGACAAAUGCAUUGGAAAAAACAUGUAACUGGGCUAACAUUUUGCUUUUUUUUCGUGCCGUCAUAUUUUACAAAUAAGUGCCGCUUCAAAUUCUUCAUUCAAGUCGGCCUAUAGUAUGUCCUGUCUGUUUUGAAAUUCACUUAUCCAACCCUGUUUCAGGGAUGGCAGACAUUAAUUGGCGUGCUUCUGCUGCUUCUGUCAGGAAAGCUUGGAUGGGUGGAGAUGAGCAGUUUUUCAAGGUCUGCAGCUCUCUCCUGGCUUCCGGGCUCACUUCUGUUUGUAGGAAACAUAUAUGCUGGGUCCAGAGCCUUAGCAUGCCUUCCCAUUGCUUUCUUCUUCACUCUUCAUAAUGCCUCUGAGGUGGUAUAUGUCUUUAUGGAGAGAUUGAUUAAAAGAGAUGGAUUUACAGAGAUAUCAGGGAUGAAGGUUAUAAGUGUGAGUGUGGUGCUGCUCUCUGCUGUCAGCCUGCCCCUUCAUGACCCCCAGUUUGACCAAGCUGGUUACACAUGGGGCGUGAUCCACCUGUGCUCUCUUGGUGCAUACAGAGUAUUCCAGACCCAUUUCAAACCCAACCAUCUAAGUGAUAUUGAACAACAUUAUGUCAACUAUUUGAUCAGUGUGCUGCUUCUAGUCUUAGCGGCACAUCCAACUGGUGACCUCUUUGGGGCCUGGAAAUUUCCCUUUCUCCUGUCCCUACGAUUUCAAAGUGGCUGCUGUGCCAGUGCUCUGCUGGGUUUUUUCCUGCUGCUGGCAACUGUCAAAUUAAAGAGUGGUUUGGCCUCUGAGCAGUGCAACAUGUGGAUCUUUCUGUCCAAGGUGAUGGCCAUUUGCCUCUCACCAUUUGUGUUCAUAUCUGAUGUCAAUACACCCUCCCUGGCAUGUGUUGUCUUCAGCCACAUUGGAGAGGUCCUGCUGGUCUACUCUGACAGGAUUCUGCGAUGACAAGUGUCACUACCUCUGUACAUGCACUUCCAUUAUGAUAAUUAUUUUAUCACUAUGAAUCCAAAUGACAAAUGUUUGCGCUUUGGAGUUUACCAAAAUUACAAUUUUCUUUGCUAUUUUAUAUUACGUACUUGAGGUGAAUUUGACAGCAGAAAUGAAUGAGAAUCUUGAGUCUAUUUGCGUCAUUGAUGAAAGCAUUUAAUUCUGACAAGGGAAGUAAACCCAUCUUGGUUCCCAUUCUACACAAGAACCAACAAUAUGGAAAAUACAAACCUGCGCUAGGUGGGGACACAUUACCUCACAGACUCGUAACAUGUUUAAUCAUUGAUGUUGUUCUUUGACUUGUAAGCCCUUUUAAUGGCCAUGCAAUGGUUCCUUUGCUCCUUCUUUGGGGAAGAGAUGGCAUUGGAAACUGGUAUGCAAUUAGUUUUAUUGAAAAACAUGUUACAACUAUAACAUCAAUUACAAAACAUUUAGAAAUUACAAAGUAUUUAUGUUUUACUAAAGAAAUAACUUUGUAUAAAGACUAUAAAAGUCA
Hypomesus transpacificus is the source of this 1601-nucleotide messenger RNA. It is a transcript of the gene slc35d4, whose product is annotated as transmembrane protein 241. The record is from RefSeq and is a predicted model, not a curated record. Lineage: Eukaryota; Metazoa; Chordata; Actinopteri; Osmeriformes; Osmeridae. The transcript has 16 exons. Bases 344 to 1063 code for a protein of 239 amino acids.